AUGGAGCGGUUGGUGGGUUUGUUAAGCAUUCAUGUACGCAAAGGAGUAAACCUUGCUUCCAGGGAUAUCCGUGGCAGCGAUCCUUACGUCAUCUUCCGACUGGAUCAAUAUAAAUUGAAGACUGCAGUCGUCAAUAAUAACAUUAAUCCAGUGUGGGAUGAAUUUCUAACUCUUCCAGUUUUUGAACCUCUCCCGAUCAAAAUGGAAGUUUAUGAUAAGGAUGUAUUUUCACACGAUGAUAAAAUGGGGGAUGCUGAAUUUGAUAUCAAACCGUUCCUAGAAGCAUUAAAACUGCGUUUAGAUGACCUCCCUAGCGAGACCAUCAUUGCAACGGUAAAACCAACAAGGACCAACUGCAUAGCCGAAGAAAGCCACAUAACAUGGACAAACGGAAAGCUUGUCCAAACCAUGGUUCUUCGUUUACGAAAUGUGGUAUCGGGGGAGAUCGAGAUUCAACUCGGAUGGGUUGAUGUUCCUGGUUCUAAAGGUUUAUCAUAA
Molecule: messenger RNA, 498 nt
Organism: Cynara cardunculus var. scolymus (artichoke)
Lineage: Eukaryota; Viridiplantae; Streptophyta; Magnoliopsida; Asterales; Asteraceae
Product: protein C2-DOMAIN ABA-RELATED 4-like
Exons: 2
Coding region: 1-498 (165 amino acids)
Source: RefSeq, a predicted model, not a curated record